CAUCUCAUUUCAACAAUCAGAAGGUGAAGAUGCAUCUUAUAUUUCUCUGUUUUCUUUGCUUUUCCUCGGUUUCUUCAGAUUUCUCACCUAGUUUCAAUAAGUUUUUAAUUGAUAACUAUGGUAAAGGAAUCAAUGAUUUAUUGGCAAGAAGAGAUAUUGGACCACAUGGAAGUUAUGGUGGUGGUACACAUGAUGGAAGUAAAAGAACCAGUAAACAAGCUGUUAUUCUCGUGCAUGGAAUCACAAAUACUGCAGGUACUUUCCAAGGGCAUAGACAUCAUCUUCUGAAUGCGGGAUGGAGUGAAGAAUUGGUGUUUGCAACGACUUACGGUGAUGGUGGAAAGACAAUGGCACCAAUGGUGGAUAUGAAGUGUCAGUAUGUGAAACAGGUGAGAUACAUGAUUCAAGUGGUUGCUGCGUUUACACAUAGGAAGGUCGAUGUAAUUGGUUAUUCAUUGGGAUCACCAAUUGCAAGAAAGGCAAUUCUCGGAGGAGCUUGUGUGGAAACAGGAGAGAAUCUCGGACCACCAUUGACUGCAUUAAUUGACACAUAUGUAUCUGUUGCUGGAGCCAAUCGUGGAUCAUUCCUUUGUGCUCUUCCAUUUCCUGGAGCAUGUAACAUGAAUAAUGGACUAUCAUGUAUGUCUGCAUAUAUUAAGGAUAUCAAUUCUCGUCCAAGAUAUGAAGGAAAAUACAUUUUUUCAAUUUACGGACCAGGAGACGAUAAAGUUGGAUACCGUAAUACUUGUGGACAGUUAUGCUCACAGAUUGCUGGAGCAAACGGCGAAUUUGAAAGACCAGGAAACCAUGACGAUGUAUUGAUCAAAACUGCUGCUUUACAAUUUAAAUUAAUUGAUACACAUGCUGGAUGAUAAAAAAAUAAUUCUUAAAAACGAAAUCUCUGUACAUUUGUUCAAUUUAUUAAAUCAAUUUAUUAAAUGUGUAUCAAUUUAUUAAAUACACAUUCAAAUUCGAAAAUUAUCUGUUUCUAAAAUAAAUGUUGCAUACCAAUAUUAUUUUAAUAUCAAUCGAAAUCUUUCCAUGUUCUAGAUUUUCUGAAAAAAGUUUAAUAAAAAAGAUUUAUUGAA
This is a messenger RNA of Caenorhabditis elegans, 1088 nucleotides long. RefSeq names its product LIPaSe related (gene lips-17). The record is from RefSeq and is marked reviewed. The transcript is spliced from 7 exons. Gene Ontology annotation, molecular function: hydrolase activity. Gene Ontology annotation, biological process: lipid catabolic process. Bases 30 to 872 code for a protein of 280 amino acids. NCBI's taxonomy places the organism in Eukaryota, Metazoa, Nematoda, Chromadorea, Rhabditida, Rhabditidae.